Molecule: messenger RNA, 3094 nt
Organism: Sus scrofa (pig)
Lineage: Eukaryota; Metazoa; Chordata; Mammalia; Artiodactyla; Suidae
Gene: NEURL3
Product: neuralized E3 ubiquitin protein ligase 3
Source: RefSeq, a predicted model, not a curated record
GAGGACACCAGAGCCCAGGGAGGGUAAAGGAGGACAAAUUAACACCAGGGGCAGAACUCUAGCUUCCCCCAUCCUUCCCCCUACCUCAGCCAAACUUCUCAGCCCAGGCAAUAGCACCACUGUCCCCAGCAACUCCAGGGCUAUGCAUGGAGCACAUCUACCUUGUUAAAGCCAGUUCAGAGUAGUCAGUGGUCAGGCCUUGAUCUGGGGCCUUGGGAAGGCCUUAGCCUGGAGGUCAAGGGCCAGGGUACCUGUAAGCCUCCAAACUAACUUUUAGGGCUUAUCAUCUAAAGUUGGGUUCACAGAUCCACCUUGUUAGAAAAGCAGAAUCCAGAGGUUCCACUGUGGCUCACGGGGUUAAGAACACAGUGUGUUCUCUGUGAGGAUGCAGGUUCCAUCCUGGACCUCACUCAGUGGGUUAAGGAUCUGGCGUUGCAGUGAGCUGUGUUGUAGGUCGCAGAUGCAGCUCAGAUCAGGUGUUUCUGUGGCUGUGGCCUCAGCUGCACCUCCAAUUUGAGCCCUCAACUGGGAACUUCCAUGAAAAGCAGAAUCCCAGAUGCCCCUUUUGAAUCAAUCUGCAUCUUAAUAAGGUGCCUGGAGGUAGGUUCCCAUGCAUGUGGCAAUGCGAGAAGUGCUAGGUUAGAGCUAGUGAUUAGGGCCACUCUCCUGUCACCAGCCUCAGUUUCUCUAAGGGAAACUCUCUGACCUCUUUGCCAUGACCUCCUGCGGGACGCUGCGAUUCUGGGAAGAGGACUUCCAGCUCCAGCUAGGCUGGGGAGCAGUCCACCCCUCUCCCAUUUUGUCUGCUUGGCCCUCCUCCUCUGCCAGAGACCCAGGCUUGGGGAAGCGUCCCAGAUCCUGGGAUGCAGCUAAUUCAAUUCGAUCCCCUUCAGCAACAGUGUGGCUCCUGUGUGCUGGGGUCAAUUGCAGUGAAUCCCUACACUGGACAUUAGAAUCCUCUGGGGUGCUUUUAGAAAAUAUUGAUGCUGGCCCCACCCCAGGCCACUGGGAUCUCUGGGGGCAGGGGCAGAGGUCUGGGGGCAAUUGAGGUCUCGGGGGGCAGGUCUGGGUACAGGUACUUAUGAUAAUGCCCCAGCAGUGAUAAUGCAAAUCUGGGUUGAGAACAAUGGCUCAGAAGGAAGAGAGAAGUCUACCGCCAGAUCCUUUGCAGGCCAUCUGCUCAGUCCCCACUUCCUCCGGGACAGCCAGCUGCAGCAGGCCUGUUGCAAGGCAAAAGUCAUCAGGAAAUUCCCUGGAUAUUGUAACCCGUGAUUGCAGCCUCUAAUUAAUCAUCAACACUGUAAUAUGAUCCUGGUUUGACAAGGGGACCUGCUGAAUCUUUGGAAACCUGUCCACUUGGCCUUCUCCAGACCCAGGGACCUGUGCCCAAGGACCCCAGGCUGAUGGGGGCCCAGAUCUGCUCCCAGGCUGAUGCCGAGGCUCCGCGAGAGGCUCUCCGUUUCCACGCCACAGCCAUGGGCGCGCAGGUGCGUCUGGAUGUGCAGCGACGCACCGCGCGCAGGCGCGCCACAUUCCACGACGGCAUCGUGUUCAGCCAGCGGCCGGUGCGGCGUGGGGAGCGCGUGGCGCUGCGCGUGCUGUGUCACGAGCACGGCUGGUUUGGCGGCCUCCGCGUGGGCUUCACACGCCUGGAUCCUGCCCGCCUGUCCGCGCCCAGCCUGCCGCCCUUCGUGUGCCCGGACCUGGAACAGCAGAGUCCGACGUGGGCGGCGAUGCUGCCCAAUGGCUGCGCACUCGCGGGAGACGUAGUGCACUUCUGGGUGAACUGCCAAGGCCGGCUCUUCGCCCAGGUCAACGCCGGACCCUGGCUCCUGCUGCGUAAAGGCGUGCUCAUGGACGCCCCUCUCUGGGCCGUGAUGGACGUGUACGGGACCACCAAGGCCAUUGAGCUUCUGGAUGAGGCCAUGGAUCCUACAGCCAGCGCCUUCUCCACGACCAUGCCAUGGAUCCUCAGUGAUGAAACUCUGCCCGAACCCAAAGCCACAGCAAGAGAGGAUUGUGCCAUCUGCUUCCACCAGGCUGCCAACACCUGCCUUGUGCCUUGCGGCCACACACACUUCUGCAGCUCCUGUGCCUUGCGGGUCUUCAAAGACACGGCCAAAUGCCCCCUGUGUCGCUGGGAGAUCAAGGCGGUGGCCCCGGCUUGGGGCCUCCCACUCUGGGCCCUGGAGACAGCCUCCCAGUGUAGGUGACAGAGUGGGCCUAGGUCUAAGCCGGGCCCCUGCUGAGGGAAGAGGUGCAACUCCCCCCCCCCCCCCCCCCCGCUUUCUGGAAAAGUCAGAAAAGCUGGGCAGUGACAGACACAGUGAGAGAGGGGAGCAGGGCUGUGACGGCCUCUCCCCACCUCAGCAGGUCUGGCCCAGUGGAGCCAGGAGGUGCCGUUUUCUGCCCACACCAAACUAUCUCCCUGGUGGGUACCUGGCUGGAGAAAGUGGCUCAGCAGUGAGCCAGGGGGCUUCUGGCCCCUUUGCUUACUUUCAUGCACAUGUCAUUUGUGCAUGCCAGCACUUCUGGCUGGCCUCCUGCUUCAGCCGCCAUGGACCUAACAAUCUCUGGGUACAUUUAAGUCCCAGGGGUCACAAGAACCCACACGUGUCAGUGAGAUGGGCCUUUGUGUCGAGAGGGGAUGGCCUGAUUACUGGUUUUAUGGCUGAGGAAGUUGGGGUAACUGCACAUGUCAAAUGAAGGCCCUGCCCACCCUGGGUUGUUGAAGAGCCUGGAUCACAUUCUGGGAGCAUCUCAGCGGGGAUUUUUUUCCAUUGGAAUAUGGUUGAUGUAUAAUAGCAUGCGAGUGACAGAUGUACAAUAUCACAGUUUUUAAAGGUUACACUGCAUUUAUCAUUAUAAAAUACUGGUUAUAUUCACCUCAUCAUACAGUAUAUCUGACAGUUUAUUUGAUACUUAGUAGUUAUACCUCCUAAUCCCCUAGCCCUAAACUGCCCUUGCCAUUCCCUCUCCGCAGUGGUAAUCACCAGUGUGCUCUCUACAUCUGUGAGUCUCUUACUUUGUUGUUAUUAUAUUCACUGAUUUGUUGUACUUUUUAGAUUCCAUAUAUAAAUGAUAUCAUACAGUA